Styela clava is the source of this 3105-nucleotide messenger RNA. RefSeq names its product gap junction delta-2 protein-like. Gene Ontology annotation, molecular function: gap junction channel activity. Lineage: Eukaryota; Metazoa; Chordata; Ascidiacea; Stolidobranchia; Styelidae. Gene Ontology annotation, cellular component: connexin complex. Gene Ontology annotation, biological process: cell-cell signaling. The record is from RefSeq and is a predicted model, not a curated record.
UGGUUUGCAGUUAUAAUUAGCCUAUUAGCUUAUUUUAUAUAACUACGGACAAUUUCACUGUAAACUGAAAUGUCUUGGCAUUUCGUUGAAAGAUGGCUCCAAAAGGUCAACCAGCAUUCCACACUCAUAGGCAAAUUUUGGAUCACUUUUCUGAUCGUAUUCAGGAUAGUCGUGGUUUCAAGCAUCGGUGACAGGGUAUAUUCAGAUGAACAGUCUGAAUUCAAAUGUAAUACUAUGCAGGUCGGGUGUCCUAAUAUUUGCUUCAAUAAAUUUUCUCCAAUAUCACACAUUCGCUUUUGGAGCUUCCAAAUUAUAAUGGUAACCACGCCUUCUAUCGUUUUCAUGGUUUACUCUGCGCACAAAAUAAAAAAGAAAACCGCAAAAGAAAAAACUUCGAGCAACAACUCUCCAGUAUCUCCGGAGAAAACGCAAAAACCAGAAUUGGCGCUCGCAGCUACACAAUGGAAAAACUGCCCAAGCGAUGAAGAUAAUAACAAAAAGAAGAACAGGAGAAGAAAAUCACAGUUUAAUGAAGCAGGACUAAGCGCAGUAGAACAGCCUUCAGUAUCUCGAAGAGCAAAGAAAAAAGAAAUGACAGAGGAAGAAAAAACUGGAUUUUCGCAGCAUUAUGCUUUGUAUACAACAUCAGUUCUUUUGAGGACGUUUGUUGAAGUUUUCUUCAUUUUAUUACAGUACAAACUGUUCGGCUUCCAAAUUCCCGAGCUUUAUAGAUGUAGUGGAUUUCCUUGUCCAAACGACGUCGACUGUUUUGUGUCAAGGCCGAUGGAAAAGACGAUAUUUUUAUGGUUUAUGUUCAUAAUUGCCAUCAUCAGUUUCACCUUGAACGUAGCCGAAAUAUAUUAUCUUUUUUGGCAGUACGGACUACGAAAAACAAGGCAACAAAAGCAACGUAGAAAGUUGAAGGUUUCAAUGAUAGACCAAAUGCAUGAUAUUACGAUACAUGAUGCCGAAAUUGUGGAUGGUGGAAUCGUUGCACCUCGCACUGCACCACCUGACUAUCGAGGUUUAACUGAUGAAGAUUACGAACACGGUGACAUCAUUAGAGAAAUCGAGUUUGUUCGCGAACAACCACCCAUGGCUAUGAGCGUUAGCUUGGACGAUGCCAUGAUCACGGAGCACUUGCAAACUGCAAUCCCAAAUACAAAACUCGUGGCGGCAACCGCCCCUUCACGGUACCGAGUACCCGAAAUAGUCACUUCCGUAACUUCAAUAGACCAACCAUAUGCUAAUUUGAAACCCGAUAAGAAAGUUGGUAGAAUUGGAAAGAAGGGUAACGAUUAUUAUGAUUAUGUAUGAUGAACAAGAAAAAGGAAAUGCAACGAGCCACCGCAGGUUUGUGCAUAGCGCCACCAUGCGACUACAUGUUUCGCCGAAGCCCCUUCCGCGAACCCCAUUUAUAAUAUAAGAUUUCAUUUGAAAUUUAUCGAUGAGAAUAGUCAAUCUAAUAUAAGACAGUAGUCAAAAGAUAACAUCAUAUGCAUUGAACUCCGAAAGAAAUUGGAAUUGCAUUUAUUCGUCCAACAAUAUCACACACAUCUGCUCCGCAUUUAUACAUCAUUCAUCUGAAUUUACAAAUUCUUGUAUGCUAGAAAAUAUAUACGUACCAUUAAAAAUAAUGUUUUAGCCUACUUUAGUAACAAGCAAAAUAUGAAUAUAUUAUUUUAAAAUAUGUUCAACUCAAAGACAUAAUUUGCUAAGUGAUAUGCUAGUUUUAUGAAUCAGACUGAGUUUGUCUGCACUUUUUAUUAAUUUACUUCUUUUUUAAAAUUUUUAAAAUGUAAUUGGUUGACGUCUAUAAUCAAAUGUUUUUGUUUUGUUAAACAUCCCAUAAGCAGAUAGGGUCAAAGAAUGGUGGAAAUAAUUAAGUUUCUAAGUGGCUAUUACCGGCAAAUUGCUACUCUUGCUAUUAGUUGCUUGAGAUUCUAGUAUUAGUGGUCUAUCCACUUUUAUUUGAGGCCUCGCAAACUCCUAAAAUACUAUGUCACGCUUUCUUUAUUGGGUAGAAAAAAUAUAUUCACCAGAAGCUUCGAUAUCGUGAAUCAACUCAUUAAAAGGAUAAUUUCUAAACUACUUAACUAAAUGACACCUCGUUUAUUUCAACUUCACUGUGUAUUAACGUUAUAUUCCUAUUAUGAAGGCAAAUAUUGUUGUUGUUAUCUGCUGUUUUUGUUGAUGAUUAUGUAAUGAUCUUCUCUUCAGUUCCCGUUUUAUUUACAAAGAUUUUCAUUGUUUGUCAUCAGUUUUUAUAUUCGAAUUGUUUUCCGAAUCUAUCUCGCCACACCAACUGGAAAUGUUGACUUCAAUCAAUAUUAUGAUGGCAUAAUACAAUCAGGCUGAAGCAGAAUGAAUUCGACUUGCUAAACUAAAUUUAAAUAACGUAGAAAUAACUUUGUAACCACGAAUUUACCAAAGGAAAUUGUUAACAGUCUUUGCAAAGCAAAAUUUUAUGUUCCAGUUAAGUAACGUAACUGAUUCGUCAGCCAGCGCAGGAAAUAGAUAUUGCAUGAUAUAUUAUUUCACUCUAAUUUAUAAAGUUCCAUAAUAAUUUAUGUAAGUUGAAAUAUGCGCAUACAAUGUUUAUAUUUAAAUUUCGAUUUGUAUCUGUGAAACUGUGAAAGUUUAUAACUCAAUUCACUGCCUUUUCGAAUAAUUUUUAUUCCAGUUUCUCUUCUUACUUUCCAUAACGAAUGAACAGUCGAGUAUUUAAUGCAACCACAAUUGCAUUUAAAGUCGAUCAAACCGUGUCUAUAUAAUGCGCAAUACAGCGCAUUGCAAAAUAUAAAUCAAAUUAUGACACCGAAUGCUGUAAACACACUUCAAUCAUUUAGGAUUCCAUCUCCAGAUAAUUUAUAUUAUCCGAUGAUCGUAUCUUGACGAACUGCUCAACUCCGGGAAAUUGUACAAACUAUAUUAAAAGUUUGUCGAGGUAUCAGUAACCUGAACUAAAACAAAUGUAUAUACUGCAUAUAGGCUAGUUAUAAUUUAUUUUCUUUUUAUUUGAUUUUUAUCACUGUUUUUUUUCUUCACUGGUUGUGACGAAGCAUCAUUAUACUAUAAUGGCUAAAUAUUAAAGAUAGACUUCAA